UGAUGGGAGGAUUUAGCGUGAGUGUGCAAGACACUAUCAGAAGGAGAUCUGCAAUGGCUAACGACAGUGCUUUGAUCAUUGAUGUGGAUGUAAGAAGUCGUGAGAACAACUCGGCACACCGCACCAGGGAGAUCGAUGGAGAGCGUUUGAUUGUCCGCAGAGGUCAACCUUUCUCCAUAACUCUGCAGUGCUCCGACUCUCUGCCCCCCAAACACCACCUGGAACUGGUCCUGCACCUCGGUCGGAGAGACGAGGUGGUGAUCAAGCUUCAGAAGGAGCGAGGGGCCGCAGACAAGUGGUGGUUUCAGCAGCAGGGAGCUCAGGAUGAAAUACUGCUGACUCUGCACAGUCCAGCGGACGCCAUCAUUGGCCAAUACCAUCUAGCUGUGCUGGUGAUGUCACCGGACGGACGCAUGUUAGAGAAAAUGGACAAAACUAGGUUCCACCUGCUGUUUAACCCGUGGUGCAAAGAUGAUGUGGUUUACCUGCCCGAUGAGAGUCAGCUCCGGGAGUACAUAAUGAACGAAGAUGGAAGCAUUUAUAUAGGAUCCUGGGAUUACAUCAGAAGUGUUCCCUGGAAUUAUGGACAGUUUGAGGACGAUGUGAUGGACAUCUGUUUUGAAGUCCUGGACAACUCCAAAGACGCUCUGAGAAACUCAAAGAUGGACACUGAGUGCAGAUCUGACCCCGUCUAUGUUGGCAGGAUGAUCACUGCGAUGGUGAACUCUAAUGGUGACAGAGGUGUGCUGACCGGACGUUGGACUGAGCCGUACUCUGAUGGAGUCUCACCGACUCGAUGGACCGGCAGCGUGCCGAUCCUCCGACAGUGGAGCAAGGCCGGGGUCAGAGCCGUCAAAUAUGGCCAGUGCUGGGUGUUUGCUGGUGUCGCAUGUACAAUGCUGCGUUGUCUGGGAAUCCCAACACGCCUCAUCACCAACUUCUCUUCAGCCCACGAUGUGGAUGGAAACCUCUCUCUGGACUUUCUGUUGGAUGAAAACCUGAAGAGCAUAGACAGCAGAGACAGCAGCUGGAACUUCCACUGUUGGGUCGAGUCCUGGAUGAAAAGAGAGGAUCUCCCCAAAGGAAAUGACGGCUGGCAGGUUUUGGACCCCACCCCUCAAGAACUGAGUGAUGGUGAGUUCUGCUGUGGUCCGUGUCCAGUGACGGCCAUCAAGGAGGGAAAUCUGGCAGUAAAGUACGACGCUCCGUUUGUGUUCGCUGAGGUCAACGCUGACAUCACCUACUGGAUGGUCCAAAAGAAUGGACAACGCAAGAAGAUCAGAGUGGAUCAGAGCAGCGUGGGGAGGAACAUCAGCACCAAAAGUGUUUAUGGAGACCACAGAGAAGACGUCACUCUGCACUACAAAUAUCCUGAAGGCUCCAGGAAGGAGAGAGAAGUGUUUGAAAAGGCGGGUCGACCUUUCAACGAGUUGACCAAUGAGAGCACAGAACCAGGACAACUGCAGCUGUCAAUCAAGCAUGCUCAGCCUGUGUUUGGGACAGACUUUGAUGUGAUUGUUGAGGUGAAGAAUGAAGGAGGCAGAGAUGCUGUUGCUCAGCUGACCAUGUUGGCCACAGCUGUAACUUACACUUCUCUCCACCGGGGGCAGUGUCAGAGGCAGACGACCACUGUGACUUUGCCAGCUCACAGAGUCCACAAACAAAUGCUGCGUCUGCACUACGAUGAAUAUGGCAGGUGUGCCUCUGAGAAUCAUCUAAUUCGGGUGAAAGCACUUUUAGAGGCUCCAGGGGAGAACAAACCCAUCAUGACUGUGGCUAACAUCCCACUGAGCACACCUGAGCUCCACAUACAGGUUCCUGGGAGGGUUCUUGCAUGCCAGCAAGCGAUGGCAUAUAUCUCCUUCACCAAUCCUCUACCAGUCCCACUUAAGGACAGUGUUUUCACUGUGGAGGGGGCCGGCCUGCUGUAUCCCACUGAGAUUCAUGUUAAAGAACACAUAGCUCCAGGCCAGAAGGUGUCUGUGAAGCUCACCUUCUCACCCAUGAGAGUCGGGGUGAGGAAGCUCCUGGUGGACUUUGAUUCGGACAGAUUGAAGGAUGUGAAGGGAGUUGCCACCGUGGUCGUCCGCAAGAAGAACCAUCAGAAGCCACGUUUAGUGGACCAGAUUACAUAUGUACUUGGUUAGUUCUGAUUUGGAAAUGUACAUGUUCUGAUGAAAAUAUAUCUAACUUUACUUUGUAAAGGCAGUAAUGGUAGCAUCAAAAAACUCUGUCUGAGAUGAGUAUCAUACACAUGUUGUACGUUUUGUUACUUGGUUACAUCUUUUGUGCUGUUUAUGGGUGAAAUAUGAACAAAUUAUGGUAGUUAAAGCAUUGUGUGUAAUAGUAUUUCAUUUCGAACAAUAAAUCUUAAUUCAUUUCUUAAAAAUUGCUAUGUGAAAUACAAUAUCAAGACCCUGACAUGUGCAUCAUUUUGUUUAAAAGUUCAUGUAUUUACAAUAUUCACAAUACAUACAAGAAGUACACAAUCUUCAACUAAAAUAAAGGACUUUCAAAGGACAAUACUGACAAGAAAUUAUUUCUGAAUGUAAGUGGAGGGAUACUAAAUGAUGUCGGUCCAUGUUAACAGUAUAAAUAAGUUCAGAAACUGGUGAUUGUAACCUGUUUAUUAGCCUCUUUCAAGACUGUUCCACUAUCAUUUUAAUAGCUUAAUUUACAGUAUGUAUGGGUUGUAGUAUAAACAUAUGCAUAUUUGUAUGAGCUGCCUUGCACCUGGUAUUUACUUGUAUUUUACUGAAUACUAGGGUUCAUUUUUAAUGUUGUUCAAUUUUAUCUGAGAAUGGUAAAAAUGCAAAUUGUUUCAGCAUUCAGAUUUUUGGCUCUCCACAUCUUCUAGCCAGUCACUGAGCACAACAACAUUUAUUUAUAAUCUAGCUGCAAGUUUGAUUCUAUCAUAGUACAGGAUUGAACAAUGUGCAUUUCUCUCUCAUGUGGUUAACAGUGAGGUCCUCACCAUUGACUUGGCUUUUUAUUUCUGCAGAUGAAGCCAGCAAUUGUCCAUAUCCACCAGCCUGAAAGUGUCAACAUGUAUUUUUCUAAUUCUACUUGUUUAACUAAUAAUGACAGUGUUUUAUAUGACAAAAACUCUGUAUAGUUUAAAAACAAUGCUGCAGAUAACUCAGAAUAAUACUUAUGAAAAAGAUCUUUAUUGUCAUCACAGUGCACACAUCUACCCGCAUACAGAAUUAUUACCAACAAAAAAAUGCAUAAAGAUGAAGAUUAAAGAGUAUGAAACACUUUGGUUUCUUCCAAGCAUAUUUUGACCUCUGGAUUGGAAAUAGUGCAAAAAAAAUGUAACAAAACAUCCAACAACUAAUUUUGUGUGAUUAGAUACUUAAAUUAGAUUAGAUACUGAAAUUAAUAACAGAGACACCCUGUUAAAAAAAAAAAAAACGUGGCAAAGCAUUAUGGUUGAUUUGUAAAAUUGCAAAAACCAGCA
Molecule: messenger RNA, 3460 nt
Organism: Acanthochromis polyacanthus (spiny chromis)
Lineage: Eukaryota; Metazoa; Chordata; Actinopteri; Pomacentridae
Product: protein-glutamine gamma-glutamyltransferase 2-like
Exons: 15
Coding region: 3-2147 (714 amino acids)
Biological process (GO): peptide cross-linking
Molecular function (GO): protein-glutamine gamma-glutamyltransferase activity
Source: RefSeq, a predicted model, not a curated record